AUGAAUAAAAAUAACUCUAAUACAACAAAUAGCCCAAUGAAUAAUUAUUCAAGUGGUAGCAAUAGUGGGGGUGGCUCGGGAAAAUAUGAAAAUACCUCAUCCCCAAAAACAACAGUUCUAAAAAAGAUUAAGGAUAUGUUUGGUUCUUCAAAUUAUCAAAGCAAUAAUCAAAACAACAACAACAAUAAUAAUAAUAAUAAUAAUAGUAACAACAACAGUAAUAAUAUUAAUAACAAUGAAAUUAAUGAAGAAAAUGAUUAUAGUUACAACUCAGGUUCACUUAGUCAUAGUCAAAGCAGCGGAAAUUUAUCAUUAUUAAAUAUUAUAAAUAAUAAUAAUCAAUAUUCAAUUAAUGAUAUCGAAACUAUAAAUGAUCGUUUAAGAGCAGAAUUAAGAAAUAACAAAUAUCUUACUUUGGGAAGUAGAGUGACAUUUUUAAAAGAAUUUUGUGAUUAUAUAAAGUUUUUUAGAAUGGAAAAUAUAGAACAGGUCUGGAAUUGCGCAAGUGAUUUAGUUGAAGACAAUAAACCAAUCGAAGCUCAAAUUGUAGCCAUGCAAAUGAUGUUGGCAUUAAUCGAGAGCAAUUAUGGUAUUUUGGGUGACCUUAGAUCUAUAUUUUAUCAAAUAAUCACCGAUAAUAAAAGUAUAAAUAUAUUACAAUUAAGUAAUAGUAAUAAUAAUAAUAAUAAUAAUAGUAAUAAUAAUAGUCAACAAUCUCAACAACUUGUAAAUAAUCAUAACACCACCACCUCAAUAAAUAAUGCAAAUUCAUCACCUUCAUCAUCAAUUUUAUCAAAUAGCCACAAAUCAUUACCACUUAUAAACUAUCAUGCACAAUUUAAUCAACAACAACAACAAACACUUUUGCAAUUAGCCUCAUCACCAUCAACCAAUAAUCUAUCAACUUCAUUACCACACCACUCUUAUUUACAACAAGAAAUAAACAUAUUGUCUCCUUCAUCAUCGACAUCAAAUAUAAUAUCUCCUCCCCAGCAAUUAUCAUCAUCACAUAAUCAACUACCAACGUCAUCACCUCAACCAAUUGUAAAUGAAAAAUCAAACCUAUCAUCAUCACAUAACCAAUUACCAUCAGCAGCUUCACCCUCAUCAAAUAUAGCGUCGCCCUCAUCAAAUAUUGCAUCAUCUCAUUUAUCAACAAAGUCAUUUCAAGAGCAACUAACCCAACAGAUUCAACAACAACAGUUACAGCAACAACAACAAUCAAACUUGAUUUUAUUAAAUUCUAAAAUUAAAGCAUUUGGAUCGUUAAUAAAGCAGGGUAAAGAUAUGAUUCCAUUUGAAAACGAGGUUAUUCAGGUAUUAAUCACAUGGUUAUCAAUUAUGUCAAAUCAUUAUAGAAACUCAUCAAAUAUCUCCAAUACUGGGUUUGAUGAUCUUUUAGUGAUGAUCGAAAAUAUUAUAAAAAAUGGUAGCAGUAUAUUAACCGAAGGUGAUAUUGCUUCGCUCAUCGAUGCAAUGUGUAUACUAUGCAAUUCAACUAGCUCCAUUGGAAUUAUAGAAUCUUGUCUAAACUUCUUUAAUAUCAUUACAAAGAUGGUAGUAAUACCUCCAUCUUGUGUUUCUAUGGUAAUUGGAUCACUUUGUAGAACUGUAAAUAUUGAAAGUGCUUGUAAUUCAAGUUGGGAAACUAUGCAAAGCUUACUUGAAAAGUAUGGUAAUCAAGGUAUUCAUUCAUUAUGCUCCAUUUUAAAUGAUCCACAAAAUAGAAAUACUAUAAACUUAUUACGUGGCGCUGUUUUCUUUAUUGGUAUGUCCAUUUGGGGGUCUCAACGUAUAAGCUCAUUACACAUUAGUGCUGCAGUGGUAUUACCAUCACUUUAUAACUCACUUUCAGGCAGACAAGAGAUUAUAGCAUAUGAAGUAAUUUUGGCAUUGCGAAGACUAGUAAAGAAAUACGGCGGUAAUCUUAAUGUCGAAUGGGAUCUAAUAUUUUUAAUUUUUGAAAGAAUGCAAAGCUUACUUGUAAAUAACACCGAUCAAGAAAAUGCAAACAACUCAUUAUUUAAAGUACUCCGUGAUACAGUCUCCUAUAUUGAAGAGCUCGAAGAGAAACAAUGUUUUGAAGGUAGUAAAAGUGGAUUAUUUGAAAUUUCAGCUCCCUACUUUAAAUAUAAAACUGAAGACGCAAUUUUGAUGGCCAUAGAUAAACAAAAAACCAAAAUUCACCCAUCUCAUGCUCUUUGGAUUAAAAAGAUGUCACUUUUAAUCGAUUUGUUUUAUAGAAAAGAUCCAAGAACCAGAAUUAGAAAGAGGAUACUUCUAAGUAUAAGGCAAAUCUAUUUUCAAUUUCAACAAAUAUAUGGCGAAGAAAUAUUGGAAAAAAUAGUAGCACCAACAUUUAUCGACAUCUAUAGAGAUCGUGAUGUACAUAUCCGUACUUAUGGUAUCGAAAUUCUAAUUGAAAUAUUAACCAAAUCUGCUGGUCAACUAUCUAGUAGUGUUUUUCAUCAGUUAUUAUCAAUUUUAGAACGUUCCAUAAUGAUUUCAUCCCAUAAAGAAAUGAUAGUUUAUUUAGAAAUAUCAAAGAUAUCUAUUCGUGGUCUUAUUCAAAUAUUUAAGAAUCAAUUGUUCCAUUCACCUCCACAAUUAUCUCUAGAUCUUUGGUCCUUAAUCCUUUCUCAAAUAUCAAACGAUAGUCUAAUCAUUAGACGUGAAGUAUUGUAUUGUAUUUCAAACCUAUCAUCAAACAAAUGGUAUCAAUUAAUCUUUCAAAACCAUUCAAGUUUGUUUUUACAUUUUUCUCAAGCCAACAACUUUUUAAGUGAUCUUUCAAAGAUUUUAACAAAAUCACCAAUGUCACCAAGAUCACCAAGAUCAAUUGAAUUAAAUAACGAUAAUAAUAGUAACAACAACAACAAUAAUAAUAAUAACAAUAACAACGAAUCUGAUAAUCAAAAUUUUCAAAAUGUUGAAGAGGAUCUUGAUGAUAUAAGUAGUAAUGGUAGUGUUGAAGAUAAUCAUAAUACAAACCAACAACAAUCACAAACAUCAAUUCAUCAGACAGCAGCAACAGAAAAUCAAGCUUUAUCAUUGUCAACUUCAUCUUUACCAAACCCACCCACAGUUAAGAAACAAUACAACCCAAAUGAUGGCGGUUGUUUUUCAAAUAUUAAUAUUUGGAAUGCUUUAUUAGAGCGUUUAGUUAAAGAAACAAAUUAUGAAUUAUAUUUAAUGAUUCUUGAUAUCAUUUCAAAUCAAUUAAAGAAUAGAUAUAUUUUACUAGGUUUGGAGAAUGAAACUCAAUCGCUUGUAAAUUUAUUAUCAAAAUCCCUAUCUGAUAGAACUCUUGGCAUUUGUAUCAAUGAUUUCCAAAAUUUAGAAAAUAAUAAAAAAGAAACAUUAUAUAUUUUAUCAUUGGAAAUUUUAUGUAAUUUAAUAGCAUACCAAAAUCCAUCAUCACCAUUUGAAAAAUGCCAAAAUUCAAUUUCGAAUAUGAUCACAACAUUAACAUUCUGCUUGGGCCAAAAAUGGUCAAAUGAAAAUAGAAGUAAAGUGCACUCAAUUUGCUUAAACGGUUUAAUGAUAUCUGCUGUAGAUUUCCCAUUUAAAAUUACUUUAAAACACAUUCAAAAUAUUACAAAAUCAUUAUAUUCAAUUUUAACAAGUAGUAACACAAAUAAAGAAACUUAUUUUACAAUUUUACAAUAUUUAAAUUUAUUAGUUUCCAUUGAUAACAGUUCGAUUGGGCUAUCACAGCAGUUACCAUUUGAAACAUUAACAUUUAUCUUUAAAUUGAUUAUUCAAUUUAUUGAUAAAUCAAGAUAUAGCUCUUUAAUUAUUGUUGUAGCAUUUCAAAGUUUAAUUAGAUGGUUUACAUCAUGUACUCAGUCCACAAGAACCCUAUUGGUUAGAAAUAUUAUUAAAACAUUGGAUAGUCAAUUAAGAGAAAAGAAAGAUAGUUUGUUAAUUGAUAUCGCUAUUGAAUUAUUAAAUCGUUAUAUUCAUACCGAUAUUGACCCAUACCACUAUCCAAUAAAACACUCGAGUCCAUUAUUCCAGGGUAGUCAAACUAAAACUUGGUUCCAAAACAGUAGUCCUACAUUAAUUACAAUUAGAACUGGUAGAUUAGGUUGGUCUGAAGUUACACUUAGAAAAGCAACUGGCUGCGUAUCUUGGCUAAUGAGAUUCCAAAACAACUUUAAUCCAUUAUUAUCCUCGAAUAAUCUCAAUCUCUAUAACGAGCUUUCAAUGUUAAAUGACUAUAAUCAGCAACAACAACAACAGCAAUUGCAACAACAACAACAGCAACAACAACAAAUUGAUCAAAUUUUACAACAAAAGAUUAUUCAAUAUCAAAUAAAUAACCAGCAAUCAUCGCUAAACCAAAAUAAUAUUUAUUUACAACAACAACAACAACUACAAUUACAACAACAACAAUUAAGACUAUUACAACAGCAAUUACAGGCUCAGCAGCAACAAACUUCACAAUUAAUUGUUGAACAGAAUUUCAACGAGAAAUCAAUUCAAAAUUUCCAACCAUACCCAACCUCAUCACCACUACAACAACAAUAUUACGAACCACCCUCAUUUAAAACAUUCAUUAAUCGUAGAAAUGAACCAAGUACCCCAAGCUCAUCCCCAAUUUCAGGUUCUGGCGAGCUCUAUCAAAACAUCAAUACUGGUCAAAUAUCAUUUGCCAAAUUACAAAAACAAAAAUCACAACAAAAAUUCCAACUCUACCAACAACAACAACAACAGCAACAACAGCAACAAGAAAAACAACAACAAAAAUCUUUAGUAAAAGAUACUUUAGAUGAAAUUAAAGACUCUGAUAAGAUUAUUGAUAGCUUGAAUAAAUUAAUGAAAAAAUUAGAAUCGUCUUCUUCAAAAGCAAACACAACCGAAUCAGCAAAAGAACAAUCCUACCUUUCAAAAAUCAAUUUAUCUCAUCAUCGUUCAAAUAAAACCUCACCACAUAAUGAAAAUGAUUCAUCAAUUACAAAAUUAGGUUUAUCAUUCUUACCAAAAGAUUCAACUUCAUUAUCAUCAAAUAAAAACACACCAACCAUUCAAUCCUCAAAUGAUAUUCAACUAUUAUCAACAAACUUUUUAAUUUCACCAAUGAUACAACCAAUUGAUAAAAAAAAUGAUAACCAACAAAAUGAAUUAAAAUCAUCCAAUAUUCCUUUAUUAACAUUAGAAUCAAAAAAUAAUAAUAGCAGUAAUAAUAAUAAUAAUAAUAUUAGGGAAGUUGGUUUAUGUUAUGGUGAAAAUUAUUUAGCCGAAGCAAAAGUACCAAAAUUACCGUUGGAUAAUACAAAUACCAAAAUCUGUGGCUCAGGUUAUAACUACGAUAACUCAAGUGUUAAUAGCAAUGAAAACCUAUUCCUAAAUAGCAAUUUAGAGAGCCCAUACAAACUAUCUUAUGAUUCAAAUACUGAUGAAAAUAGCAGCUCAACCCCAACAAGCUAUAAUAACAAUAAUGUGCAUUCACUUUCGAGAUACUAUCCUCCACUUCCAUCCUAUGACGAUGAUGAAGAGUUAUUAUCAUUCUUUAGCUCCUCAAGCCCAACACAAAUGGUAUCAUCUUCAUCAGAUUUGAACUCACAGGUUAAAUUAAAUCUAUCAGCUCAACUUUUACUUCAUGCUGAUCCAAGCUCACCAAAUUUAGAGAACAUUAAUCAUUCAUUCUUAUUUGAUGAUUAUCAACAAUCACAACAACCCACUAUUCCAAUCGAAAUCCCUGGUGAAGGUAGUGAUAACAAUGGUAAUAGUAAUAGUGGCAGUGGCAAGAAUAAUCCAAAUAAAAAUAACAUUACCCAAAAAACAAAAAAUAGUAGUAACAAAGUUGUACUAUUAAAUAGUAAUACAAAUUCUCUGGCCUCAUCAAAUUCAUCUCUUACAAAACCAGAAUCCGAAAUAUUCUCUUUAUCUGUUGAAAACGACGAUUUGGAUCAAUACUAUAAUUAUGAUAAUGGUAAUGCAGAGAACUGGAAACCAUCAAGGUCAAAGAAAGCCUCCAAACCAAAGAAAUCAUCAAACAACUCUGUUGGUGAUAAACAACAUAAUCCUAUUCACCUAUCUACCUCCCCAUCAAUAUCUUCGAUUGCAAGUAAAAUUAAUGAGUUGGAGAUUUGUUCUUUAGGAUCUACAGCCACCAGAAAUGAAUGUUUAGUAAAAUCCACAUCAUUUAAUAUUGAAAGCUCUUCAUCCUCCUCAAACCAACAAGCUCAUUUAAUUUCACCAAUUCCUAUUUUAGCACAAACUCCCUCACAAUCUCCGUUAGGUUCGGUAAAACAAAACCAGUUAUUAUUAACACCCCAAAAAAUCAAUAUUUCUGAAAGUGCAUUUAAUAUUUUAUCUGAAAAAGAAAAAGAAAGUCAAUUAGAAAAACCAUCGGAAACAAAUACAAAUACAAAUACAAAUACAAACAAUACAAAUAUAAAUUUUUCCUCAUCUUUUAAUUCUCAACAAAUACAAAAUAAUAAACCUUCAUCGCCACUUAAUCAAUCUACACCCUCAAUUAUUAAACAAGACAGCAGUGGCUCACUUUAUCAUCCAAUAAUUAGGUCAUCAUCUCAACAAUCACUUUUAACUAAAAAAACAAAUAAUAUUAUAGCCAAUACCACUUCUAUCAACGCAAGUCCCUCAAAUCCCAAAUCCUAUGUUAAUAGCAAAGCUUUAAAUAUUGAAUAUUUAUUAAGUACUAGUCUAAAUAACAAUAGUAAUAUAAUUAAUAAUAAUAUGAAUAUGAAUAAUAAUAUGAAUAAUAAUAAUAUAACAGCAAUAUCCCCAUCAUCUCAAUUUGGCAGCCCACAUUCAGGAUUAUCACCUCCACACUCACCAUCCCCUCCACCAAUCCAACAAGAACCUCAUGAACUAGACUAUACUAUUUUGGAUCCAUCAAUUGUAUUUUAUCAUCUCCAUCAAUUUUCAGGUGAUAUCACAACAGAAAUUAAAAUGGGAAAUUCAUUUGAACGUUCACUUAGUGUUUUGGAUCAUACAUUUUGUUCUGAAACCUAUAAGUUUGGUAUACUUUAUUGUGCAGCCGAUCAAAAUACUGAAGAGCAAAUUCUCUCGAAUAGUAAAGGUUCUCCAAGAUACCAUCAAUUUUUAAACUUGAUGGGUGAAACCAUUCGCCUUUCUGAUCGUCUUGAUGUUUAUCCUGGUGGUUUAGAUAGAACUGGUAAAACCGAUGGUGAAUAUUCAAUAUAUUGGAAAGAUAGAAUCAGUCAAGUUAUAUUCCAUGUAGCCACUAUGAUGCCAUCCAUCGAUACCGAUAAAUUAUUUACAAACAAAAAGAGACACAUCGGUAAUGAUUAUGUCAAUAUCAUCUUUUCAGAGUCACCCAACCUUUUCAAUACUCAUUCAAAUGAUGAUGACGAUGAUGAUAAUAGUAGCCAUUAUAUUUUAAAUCAACACUCAUCAUCCUCCUCUAGCUCCGACGACGAAAAACUCUCUAAAAUUAUAUCUGGUCAAUUUAAUUUUGUUUUAAUUGUUGUAAAUCCUUUAGAAGAUGGAUGGUAUAGAGUCGAAAUAAAAAAGAAAAAAGAUAUCCCAAUAUUUGGUCCAAUUCAUAAUAAUCAAAUUAUUUCCGCAAAAUCUUUACCAACAUUAAUCACUCAAACUGCUAUUAAUGCAAACUUAAUAUCGAUGCAAUUUGAUGGAAAAGUUGACUUUAUUUCAAAUUUAGAAGAAAGAUUAAAACAAAUUAAAACAAUUAAAGAAAGAUUUGCCCAAGAUGAAGAAAAUAGUUGGCUUGAUUUAAUUUCAUUAAAAAAAAUUAACAAAUAA
This is a messenger RNA of Dictyostelium purpureum, 7755 nucleotides long. RefSeq lists its product as uncharacterized. Gene Ontology annotation, cellular component: nucleus; TSC1-TSC2 complex; cytoplasm. Bases 1 to 7755 code for a protein of 2584 amino acids. Gene Ontology annotation, molecular function: GTPase activator activity. Gene Ontology annotation, biological process: regulation of small GTPase mediated signal transduction; positive regulation of GTPase activity; negative regulation of TOR signaling. Lineage: Eukaryota; Evosea; Eumycetozoa; Dictyosteliales; Dictyosteliaceae. The record is from RefSeq and is a predicted model, not a curated record. The transcript has 3 exons.